UUUGACUCGUCAAGCGCCCCCUAUAGGAAGAGCUAGUAACUUUAGCAGGCAAUGCGGCGAAAGCGUCUCGUAACUGAAGCGCGAGUGCAGGCUCAUUUUCUCACCAUUCAUCUUCCUCAGCGGUUGGAUGCGCGGCGGGAGAGUCACAUCACUGGGCACAGUGUCAGAAAGAGGAGAUUCCAGCUGUAAUAAACAUGAAAUAACGACAGAAGAGGAAUUUAUAUCAAACGCGGCGUAUUGUUUUCUUAUCUGGGUCAGUUACAGUUUUUUCGUUGCUGAGUUCUGCUUGUAUCCCUCGAAAAACUGGGUGCAUUUUAAUGAUGAGUUUAAUAUUGCUUGCUACGUUUUCGCGAAGGAAUUAUUAGAAAAUCGUGACCAGAUCUCUCUUGUCAGACCACUUUUAACGACUGGAAUAUGGCAAAAAAUAUUGUAGACGUCCCAAGGGAUGAUUUAAGUAAGUUAUCGGAUGAAGAACUGCUUAAAUGUAGCAAAGAGGAGCUGCUUAGGAGACUCCGGAAAGUGGAUGGUGAAAAGAUCCACUUGAUGGUGGAACACGGGAACAUGAUGAAGGACGUCAACCGGAGAUUACAAGUGCAUCUUCACGAAAUACGGAGUUUGAAGGAGGUCAACCAGAAACUGCAAGAAGACAACCAGGAGCUUAGAGAACUGUGCUGUUUCUUGGAUGAUGAUCGGCAGAAAGGAAAGAAGCUGUCCAGGGAAUGGCAGAGAUUUGGCAGGCACACUGCCAGUGUUAUGUGGAAGGAGGUUGGUAUAUUCCAACAAAAACUGAAAGACCUAGAAGCCAACCAAGAGAGUAUGAUGAGAGAGAAUGUGGAGCUGAAGGAAAUCAUCCUCAUGUUGGAUGAUGAGAGGAAUGGAGCCGGAUCCAGGAGCUCCAUAGACAGCCAAUCCAGUCUGACCAAUCUGAACGGAGGUUCUGCUACUGUGAGGGAUGUUGGAGAUGGGAGCAGUACCUCUAGCACGGGUAGUGCUGGAAGCCCUGAUCACCACCACAGCCAUAUUCACAAACCUUCAGAGGGAAAGAUCAUGUCUAUCAGGAGGUCUAUGGAUGAUCUUUCAACCAACCAUUUUAUCAGAAGCAUACCGAAUGGCCUCAACGAUUCAUCUUCAAACUACAUCCGCCAACUUGAGUCUAAAGUCCAGAUUUUAGAGGAAGACAACAAGCAAUUGUUAUCCCAGCAAGGGAGCAUGGGAGAUUUGAAGACACUUCGGAAAGGGCUGUCCCUGUAUCACUCAGAGUCCCAGCUCUCCUCACUAUCCCAGUUUCAGGACACCUUACAGAAUGGAUCUACGUGGAUGCCAGGAGGUGAUCUGCUGUCCCCCGUCACCGGAUACCUGCCGGCAGCACAGAAACCAGAAGCUGUUGUACAUGCCAUGAAAGUAUUAGAAGUCCACGAAAACCUGGACAGGAAGCUCCCAGAGGACUACGAGGAGGACCUUAGUGAAAAAGAGAAAGCCAUUGUCAGAGAGAUGUGUAAUGUUGUGUGGCGUAAGCUCGGUGAUGCGGCAGGAUCCAAACCCUCCAUCCGCCAACAUCUCUCUGGGAACCAGUUCAAAGGCCCUAUGUAGCUCCUGUGUCAAUGACCAGCAGGGCCUUGAACAAACAAACAAAUCUGUGAAUAUGACGGGUGGAACAGUCAUUCUCAGAACUCAGCAACUUUGUGAAACGACACAAAGAGCUUUGCUUCUACUGCCAGCUUCUUUCAGCCGAUGCCAUUCAGUUGAGACAUUUCAAACCUAUUACUUACAACACCAGGUGGUAGUUUAAUAUAUAAUGGACUCACAAUUAGCACGAGCUAAAUCAUAGCUCUAUUUAUGUGCACACCAUCCAAGUAUUCAUACAAGGCAGCUUUAUGGAUUCAUUUCUCAUUCCAGAUAGGGAAUGAAAGCACACCGCUCUUACCCCACAGAGAUACUCCUACAAGAUCCUUUCCACUCCUAAAAGCUUUUUGAUAUUGGCAUAAGACCAUACCAUAUUAUUCAAGGAUAAAAAAAAAAAAAUAAAAAAAAAAACUUUUACGUUCAAAAGUUUGGGUUGUAAGAUUUUUUUCAUGUUUUUGAAAGAAGUCUGUUAUGAUCAGCAAGGCUGCAUUUAUUUGAUCAAAAAUACUAGCUAUAUAUUAUUACAAUUUAAAAUAAUGUGAUGGUAAAGCUGAAUUUUCAUUGUCACAGGAUCUUUCAGAAAUCAUUGUAAUAUGCUAAUAUGAUGCUCAAGACACAUUUCUUAUUAUUAGUUGUGCUGCUUAAUAAUAUCGUGGAAACUGUAACAGUUUUUUUUCAGGAUUCUUAAAAAGAAAGUUCACAAGAACAGUAUUUAUUUAAAAUACAAAUCUUUAAUGUCUUUUUUUAAAUCUUACUGACCCCAAACUUUAUACUUGUUGCAUACUGUAUAUAUUUUUGACUUGAGCCACACCCAUCACAUCAGAAUGUCACAGACUAUUAUCAUUACAAUUAAACUUAAACCUCAUGUUACUUAUCAAGUUAGCAGCCAUUAACGAUUAACAAUUUAUAUUUAUUAAUCAGUGUUAAUUUACAUAGCUGAAAAGCUUUUUCCAGGUAGUUCAUAAAUGCAAAUAACACAUUUGCUCAGGUUCCCAGAAAUACAUAGUCUAAAAUAACCUAAAAAUAUUUAGAUGGCAUAUGCAGGCCAGCUCAUGAGUUAAGCAUUUAAUUAAAGUAUAUAGUUUUUUCCAAACAGUACUUAUAAAUGCCAGCUCAACUCAAAGCAUAUUACUUUUAAGUUCCAAAUAGACAAUCGUGAUUAAUGUCGCUUCAUUUGUGUCUUUGAGCAGAUGGAGUCAAAAUUUAAUAUCAGUAUCUUUUGCAGUGCUUUUGAUUGCAUACAAGACCUUAUGGCUUUGUGGGCUCAUAAUAUAAUUGAAAGUACUGUUAAAGGAAUAAUUCACCCAAAACUGAAAAUUUGUUGAAAAUGUACUCACCCUCAAGCCAUUUGAGACGUAGAUGAAUUUGUUUCUUCAUUGGAACAGAUUUAGAGUAAACUAUUCCUUUUAAUCUGUUUUAGGUCUACAGAUUGAGUCCUAUAUGAAAAGAACUAUAUGAGAACAAUUUCAGGUUUUAAAUACUUAAUAUGCUGAAUGCAAGUAUGGAAGUGAUGCAUGUUUUCUGUUCAGCCUGAUUCCAGUUAGCAGUGUGAGGUGAGAAACUAACAUGUUAAUGGCAUAAUCUGCUAUUGGAGUUUAUAAAGUACCUCCUUCCAUUAUUCCUUUUUUUUUUUUUUUUUUACAAAGCUUAACAUUUCAGUGAAUACUGAAUUGAAUCAGACCAUAACGUAUGUGUUGAUAAAACCUGGAUAAAUUGGAAGGUUUCCAUUAUUAACAAUAAGCUUAUUUAGCUGAAUUUUGUGUAAAACUUCUAAUUCUGUUCCAUUAGCCAAGUUCAUGAGACUCCCAUGCAGGCAACAUUUUUUAUGCGCGUACUGUACAUAGCAAAGUCUUAUGAAUGAAAGUAGAGUUUUGUGUUACAAUUCGGGUCUAUUAUCUGUGUACACAAGAACUGUCUCAAAAGAUGCUUGCUGCAUUCACACAAAGCUCUUUUUUUUUUAAAAACGCGAUAAGCCAUAUUUUUUUAUUGUUUGUUUAGAUCGAAACUUUUUUGAGCAUUGGCAAAAUCCCACUGGCGAUCUACUUAUUUUUUUUUGUAUUAAAGUUGUGGAUAUUUCAUUGCAUUUGUAUAUUUAUGACAGCACUUUUACAGUGCUGGACUGAAAUCACAUUCGUAUUGGAUGUUUUCUUCUUCUUUUUUGACUGGAUGCAGCAGGUUGCUUUUGGCAGAGUGUUACUUUUUGUGUGUCCGAAGUUUAUGAGAAAAAUAUGAGCAGGAAACAUUUGAACAAGAAAAGAAAAUGAUUGCAUAUUUUUAUGAAAAGGAUACGUUGUGGAUUUGGGUCACUAAAACAGUGUAAAUAUGGUCUCUGCUAUGCUGUGAAGUGUUUCAUGUGAACACAAUACCUAAAUCAUUGCUGUUGAAGAAGUACAUGCAUACAUUAAAACUAAUUUUGAAAUCCAAUUAAAAGUGUCCUUUAGAAACAGAUCUAGAUUGCACAACUACUGACUUUUUUUUUAUUAUUUGUUAAGUUUAAGGCUCAAAAGAAUCUGAAAUGCUGAUAUUUUCCUAUUUUCUUUUCAAAUGCACUGCUUCUUUUGUGGAUGGGGAUUUGAUGUUUGAAUCUUUCCUGAAAUUCAAUGUUCUGUGUAGCUCAUCUGUAUGUAAAACACACAUGAAGUUGUAUUCUAGCCAGGACAUACAAUUCAGCACAAUGUAAAUAGAAUACCUGUAACUAGCAUGCAUUUAUAUAUUUUUAAUAAGCUGUAUGUAGCUGAGAAUGGACCUGUAUUUUAGCUAAUAAAAAAAUGUAAAUAAAUUGCAUAUAACCCUCUUGUAGAUUUGAAAUAAAACAGAAUCCUCUUUG
This is a messenger RNA of Carassius gibelio (silver crucian carp), 4450 nucleotides long. Its product is annotated as coiled-coil domain-containing protein 85C-A. Gene Ontology annotation, cellular component: apical junction complex. The transcript has 6 exons. The coding region runs from base 415 to 1590 and encodes 391 amino acids. The record is from RefSeq and is a predicted model, not a curated record. Lineage: Eukaryota; Metazoa; Chordata; Actinopteri; Cypriniformes; Cyprinidae.